AUGAGAAAUUUUAAAACCUACUUUCUAAGAACAAAGAGCCUUAUAACUCAAGGUUUAGUUAUGAGUGACAAUGGUUCUGCACAAAAUAUCGAUCUUCAGAAUUGGAUGAAGGAUCUGCCAGAACAGUUAAGAAAUAUUCCACUUAUAUAUCUUGCCAUCCCAGGCAGCCAUGAUUCAAUGACAUAUGGCAUAACAAGGUCUAGUGGUCUAGCUCCUGAUGCUGAACCCGUUGUGAAGAGACUGUACCCUCUGUUUCAAGGUACGAUCUUAAGAUGGACCAUUACACAGGCAAUAGAUGCCUUACAACAACUUCUUAUUGGCAUUAGAUACUUUGAUUUAAGGCUGGCAACUAAGACUGGAUCAGAAGACUUCUUUUUCACUCAUGGUGUAUAUGCAGGUGAAAUAUAUCAACCACUGCAGCAAAUAAAACAGUUCGUUGAUAGUCAUCCUUAUGAGGUGGUGAUAUUAGAUUUCCAACAUUUCUAUGGAUUCACUCAAGACGAUCAUCAAAGACUUAUGAGAUAUGUUAUCAAUUUAUUUGGACCACUACUUGUCCCCAGACAGUCUGAUUUAGACGGCAUUACACUUAAACGUCUUCAUAGAUUGGGUCAACAGGUAAUUGUAGUCUACCGUCACCAAGCAGUGUACGCGACAGGCGACUUCUGGCAACCCCAAAUGAUGCCUUCACCUUGGCCUCGACAGGACAAUAUCAGUGGGUUGUUAAAUUUCCUCAAAACCGUUAAAAGGCAUCCUGGCACUGGGUUCGUUCAUCAAGCUGUGUUGACACCUACACCUGCUUUUAUUUUAUUCAGGUGGGUGUCAAAUUUACGUGAUAAAUGUGCGAAGCCAGUGAAAAAUGAAAUAUAUCCUAAACUUGAAGAGUUUUCCCCCGGCAGACCCAUGAACAGAGAUGGCCCAGGAGCUGUUAACGUUAUAAUUGCCGAUUUCGUUGACUUAGAUGACGCUCUAUUCCCCAAAAUUAUUAUACAAUUAAAUUAUAAGUUAUUGACGAACAAUCAAGUUAUAUCACAAUACGACGGG
This is a messenger RNA of Brenthis ino (lesser marbled fritillary), 1041 nucleotides long. Lineage: Eukaryota; Metazoa; Arthropoda; Insecta; Lepidoptera; Nymphalidae. The record is from the annotation of a GenBank genome assembly.